AUGCCCCCGCCGAGCUCCGACGACUUGCAUCCACCAUCACACCAGUCAUCGGGAGAGAAGCCGUUGCGGAGUGCGAUCGACGUCGUCGAGGCGUCGUCCCGGCGCCGCCCACAACCCGCUAGCUGCUAUCUCACUGUCCACAAAGUCCAGCACUUGGCCAAGUAUGGACUUUCAUAUGCCGAGGAGAACGAUCCCCACAUGAAAAAAGUAAAAUAA
Chaetomium globosum CBS 148.51 is the source of this 216-nucleotide messenger RNA. RefSeq lists its product as uncharacterized. The transcript is spliced from 2 exons. Lineage: Eukaryota; Fungi; Ascomycota; Sordariomycetes; Sordariales; Chaetomiaceae. The record is from RefSeq and is a predicted model, not a curated record. Bases 1 to 216 code for a protein of 71 amino acids.